Messenger RNA from Corvus hawaiiensis (hawaiian crow), 1620 nucleotides. RefSeq names its product tetraspanin 13 (gene TSPAN13). Gene Ontology annotation, cellular component: membrane. The record is from RefSeq and is a predicted model, not a curated record. The transcript is spliced from 6 exons. The coding region runs from base 76 to 687 and encodes 203 amino acids. NCBI's taxonomy places the organism in Eukaryota, Metazoa, Chordata, Aves, Passeriformes, Corvidae.
ACCCGCGCGCGGCCGGGGGCGGGGCCGCGGCCUCCUGGCGGAGCGGCUGCCGCGCGGGGCGGCGGUGGCGGAGCGAUGGCGUGCGGGGGCUUCGCCUGCUCCAAGAACUGCCUGUGCGCCCUCAACCUGCUCUACACGCUGGUGAGCCUGCUGCUGAUCGGAAUUGCAGCAUGGGGAAUUGGCUUCGGCCUCAUUUCUAGUUUCAGAGUCGUUGGAGUGGUAAUUGCAGUUGGAGUCUUCCUCUUCUUUAUUGCCUUAGUUGGAUUGAUUGGUGCAGUGAAACAUCAUCAAGUAUUGCUAUUCUUCUACAUGAUUAUUCUUCUGCUAGUCUUUAUUGUUCAGUUUUCUGUCUCAUGUGCGUGUUUGGCACUAAAUGAGGAACAGCAGAGUGAACUUCUAGAGGUGGGAUGGAGUAACACCAACAGCGCAAGAACAGAUAUCGAGAGAAAUCUGAAUUGUUGUGGAUUCAGAGUUUUUUAUGCGAAUGAAACCUGCGCCGCUGAUUGUCUUAGAACUCUCCACUGUAGACCAUGUGCACCGAUAAUGGAAGAAUAUUCUGGAAUGGUGCUGAGAUUUGUCGGAGGGAUUGGGCUCUUCUUCAGUUUCACAGAGAUUCUGGGAGUCUGGCUGACUUACAGAUACAGGAACCAAAAGGAUCCCCGUGCAAAUCCUAGUGCAUUUAUUUGAUAAGUUUAUAGAGGACUGAAUCUUCUCUCUGCACCCUCUACUUAAAAAUACUGAUUCUCCAUAGUUUGGUAUUUCUCCAUAACAGGUAGUCUACACGUUCCCAAAAUAAAACUCAAGUUCUAUAAGAAAUGUGUAGUUUUCAUAUUUAAUUUCCACUAUUUUUCUUCUAAGAAUCUCUAUCUUAAAGUAGAUGGGUGCAUUCAGUAGCUGGGCAGAGUUGAACUGCUGGUUAAGACUUUGUUGAUCUGAUAUGGUGAACUCUAUACAGUGAGUUUUAUACCACUACUGGGUUAUCUGGUGUAAAAAAAACCCCAGAGGUAUUUUCUGCUGUAUUCAUUGAUUAUAAAAAUUCACAUGAAUUCUCAUUAAGAUGAUAAAAAUUUACGGUGGAUGGUUGGGUAUGGUUUACUUAGGUUUUAGGAUGUACUCUAGUAAACUUUUUUGUCUCCCACUUUCCUGUUAAGGUAAAAGUAGAAGCUAAAGAUGUUAUUUUCUAUAGUGCACAUUAAGUGUAUGUUAAUGACUACUGUAGUUCUUCACCCCUCCUCUUCCCUGUUUGUUUUGGUUUUCUGGUAGCUUUAGCAUUUUAUUGAGAAUAAAAACAAUGUUAAUGGAUAUUGUCAUUAUGAGAACAAUGAGUGAAGAAAGUCAGGAGAAUGUAAUCUGCAGCUGAUUAACUUGAAACUUUUUUUCCUUGACAAGUGAAUGAAGUUUGGUAUUUGCACAAUCAUUGUCUGUCAUCUCUGAUGUAAGAAACUUGAUGUCUGGAAAGUUGCUGUACAGCUUUUUUUAGAUGGUGUAAAGUCAUUGUUGUAAUAACUCAGCAGUGUAUAUUUCUCUGUCAUCCAGAUAACAGUCUUGAUUUCAUGAGAGAUUGAAUGACAUGUAAAAAAAAGAAAGAAAAACAGCAACAAAAUAAAAUGGUUUCCAGUA